Trifolium pratense (red clover) is the source of this 573-nucleotide messenger RNA. RefSeq lists its product as uncharacterized. The record is from RefSeq and is a predicted model, not a curated record. Bases 121 to 333 code for a protein of 70 amino acids. NCBI's taxonomy places the organism in Eukaryota, Viridiplantae, Streptophyta, Magnoliopsida, Fabales, Fabaceae. The transcript is spliced from 2 exons.
AUCUAAUAUCUAUACCUCUCCGUGUAUCACAUAUUCACAUACAAAAACACAAAAAAAGACAGGAAAAAAAAGGAAGGAGAAAAAAAGAAAGAAAGUGAAAUACAGAGAGAGAUAUCAGAUAUGGAUGCAAUGCAAAUAGCUCUACCAGUUUUGGGCAUUGUUGCUGCUGCAGCUGUAACCUUCUAUGCAGUGAGUUUCAAUGAGAUUAGAGAGAAAUCACUUCAAGAUUGGGAUGAAUCUGAAUCAGAAAAUGGAGGUUACAGACGAUUAUCCAGCUCGUCUCGAGAGAGGCGAGCUAGAAGACAAGCUAAGAAAAAUAACAAAACCAAUUAAUUACUACUAUCAUCUUUCAAUUAAUGUUCAGUUGCUUUUCAUUUUAUUUUUAUGUUUAGUUAAUGAAUUAUACUACUCUUUAUUUUUGCUGUCACAUUGCUACAAAGUGUAAAGGCUUAGACUCAUUCAAUGAAUGGAGUAGCAUUGUCCCAUCCAAGUUGAACUGGCAGGACUAAUCCAGAAUUUAUAAAGCUAAGUGAAAGUUGUGAUUAUUAAGUAGAAAAUUAACUGUUAAAAGUA